AAAAUUUGAUUCUCAUUCGGUGGUUUGUGGGAACAGUGUGCCAUUUUUGCGACAAAAGCUCUACUUUUUGCUCGGAAGCAUUCGCUCAGAGCUUCCAGUCAAAGAAAUUUCAGAACGAUGUUGUUUCAGGUUGGAGGUCAAGGGACUCGUCCCACCUUCUUCGAAAUGGCCGCCGCUCAGCAGCUCCCUGCCAGCCUUCGUGCUGCUCUCACUUACUCCAUCGGCGUUUUAGCUCUAAGAAGACCAUUCUUUCAUAAGGUGUUAGACUAUGAAGAUGAGUUCUUUUCUUUGCUAAUGCUAGUUCUCGAAACACAUAGCUUACGAACUACAGAUGCUUCAUUUUCUGAAUCCCUAUAUGGCUUAAGAAGAAGAGCUGUAAAUGUAAAAGUAAAGAAGGAAGAUGCUCGUUCAGUCUCUGGUGAUGGUAUUCAACAUAGAGGAUUAGAAAAGCAUCAAAAAGUUCUUUCUGUUGCUUUCUUGGUUGUAUUGCCUUAUUUCAAGUCAAAGUUGCACUCAAUUUACAAUAAGGAAAGGGAGGCCAGGCUUCAAGCAAGUUUAUGGGGUGAUGAUAAUGAAGGGUUUAAUGAUGCUGAAAUUUAUGAUGUGAGAGGUGACUCUGUUGUUCCUACUAGAACUUUGGGAGUUGAAACAUCGGUAAGAGCACGAGUGAUGAAAAAAUUUCAGAAACUUGUUGGUUCUUGUUACCCAUGGCUUCAUGCAAGCAGUGAAGGUCUAUCGUUUGCUUAUCAGCUGUUAUAUUUGUUGGAUGCUACUGGUUUCUAUUCACUAGGACUGCAGGUCAUUGGAGUCCAUGUAUGCCGGGGUACAGGACAAGAGCUGAUGGACACAUCAUCUAGAAUUUCAAAGAUACGAAGCCAUGAGCGUGAGCGACUACGUGGCCCUCCUUGGUUGAAGGCAAUACAAGGAGGGCUCCUCACUUGUUUGUACACGAUGCUAGAUUAUGCACAGACCGGAUUAAUUGCAGCAGUAUUUUUCUUCAAAAUGAUGGAGUGGUGGUACCAAUCUGCUGAGGAACGAAUGUCUGCACCAACUGUAUACCCCCCACCACCUCCUCCUCCUCCCCCGAAGGUAGCCAAGGAAGGGAUUCCAUUGCCAUCCAACAGAACAAUUUGCCCUUUGUGCUCAGAGAAACGAGCCAAUCCGUCAGUUGUUACUGUUUCUGGCUUUGUCUUUUGUUACACUUGCAUCUUCAAGUAUAUUUCUCAGAAUGCACCUAAUGGUUGUAAUCUUGUGUUAUGUUUGCAUUGGACCAGUACAAGCGCUGCCCAAUCACAUUAAUGCCUGCAAAUGUUGAUCACAUUAGGAGGCUCUUCCAUGAUAUGUGAAGAAAGUUGAGGGACACAAUAAUACAAGGUUUAAUGGCUGCCAUCUUCUCAAGGAUUUAUUGGACUUGUUGGCAAAUCUGCAAAAACUUUACAAUUGUUCAUUUUGUAGUUUAUAAUAGUUCUUGAUGGUUGAAACUAUAUCUAUGGAGUAUAGGAUAUGAAAUUACUAGUUAUAGUUCUUAGUAAUAUGGUGUUUAGGAUCAUAACAAGGUUUCAAUUUUUUAGAAAUAUCAAUAAAUAUAUCAGAUGUUCUAAAAAAAUUAUGAAAACCAAGAUGCAUUUGUAAAUUAUUUUGAUCAACGACGAUGUUACACAGUUUAGUAGUUUAGUCAGUUUUAAUCUUAGGUUUGUUAUCAAUAUUUAAA
Benincasa hispida (wax gourd) is the source of this 1711-nucleotide messenger RNA. It is a transcript of the gene PEX12, whose product is annotated as peroxin-12. Gene Ontology annotation, biological process: protein monoubiquitination; protein import into peroxisome matrix. NCBI's taxonomy places the organism in Eukaryota, Viridiplantae, Streptophyta, Magnoliopsida, Cucurbitales, Cucurbitaceae. The record is from RefSeq and is a predicted model, not a curated record. Gene Ontology annotation, cellular component: peroxisomal importomer complex; peroxisomal membrane. Gene Ontology annotation, molecular function: ubiquitin-protein transferase activity; zinc ion binding; protein binding.